UGGUGCGCUGUGUCCCUCGGACACAGCGGAUCACCGAUCAACAGAAAGAGCCAAAGAUGUCGGCUCAGUCAUGUGAUCAGCUGUGUCCAAUCACAGCUGAUCACAUCAGUGCCACCUGUCAGUGUCCAUCAGUGCCUCAUCAAUGCCACAUAUCAGUGCCUACCAGUGCACAUCAAUGCCACAUAUCAGUGCCCAUCUGAGCUGCCUUUCAGUGCCACCUAUCAAUGCCAGUCAGUGCCACCUAUCAGUGCUGUCAAUCAGUACCAACUAUCAGUGCCAAUCAGUGCCGCCUAUCAGUGUCUGUCAGUGCCACCUAUCAGUGCGCGUCAGUGCUGCCUAUCAGUGCCCGUCAGUGCUGCCUAUCAGUGCCGCCUAACAGUGCCAGUCAGCACCGCCUAUCAGUGCCAUAUAUGAGUUUUGCCUUUCAGUGCCCAUCAGUGAUGCCUAUCAAUGCCCAUCAGUG
This is a messenger RNA of Staurois parvus, 463 nucleotides long. The record is from the annotation of a GenBank genome assembly. Lineage: Eukaryota; Metazoa; Chordata; Amphibia; Anura; Ranidae.